This is a messenger RNA of Zophobas morio, 468 nucleotides long. RefSeq lists its product as uncharacterized. The record is from RefSeq and is a predicted model, not a curated record. The transcript is spliced from 4 exons. The coding region runs from base 49 to 408 and encodes 119 amino acids. NCBI's taxonomy places the organism in Eukaryota, Metazoa, Arthropoda, Insecta, Coleoptera, Tenebrionidae.
UUUAAAAUUUGUAAUAAAAACACUUUAAUUAGUUACUUUUCCGUAAUAAUGUCAGGAAACGCUGCCAGACGAAUUUUAUAUAAAGCACAAGUUUAUUUUUUAUAUAUUGUGCUUUAUUUCUAUAAACUUGUUAUUGAUAAAACUUCCAGACCAACUUCCGGCCCAUCUACUGCUUCCUAUGAAGCAGAUAUUAGUUCUAUGCCGGCGUGGAUGCGUCGAGAGCCUAAAGUCCGCCGCAAUCAAGCAUUAUUGCAAAAACACGCCGGUACACGACCUACUUAUUUGCUUCUCGACAGAGAUGUUUACAUAAACAGAGCGGUUUAUGCGCUGCUAAUUGUAGGAACGGGGCUCUCCAUUUUUGAAGCGUACAACAUGAUUACCAAGUCAAAUAAAAAACAAAGAGGAUAGUUGAAUAACGGAAAAAUUCUAAUAAAUUUUUACUUUUUAUUAAAAGAGUUUAAAGUCAAA